Molecule: messenger RNA, 1248 nt
Organism: Trichomonas vaginalis G3
Lineage: Eukaryota; Parabasalia; Trichomonadida; Trichomonadidae
Product: heat shock protein binding
Exons: 1
Coding region: 1-1248 (415 amino acids)
Biological process (GO): protein refolding; response to heat
Cellular component (GO): cytosol; cytoplasm
Molecular function (GO): Hsp70 protein binding; electron transfer activity; ATP binding
Source: RefSeq, a predicted model, not a curated record
AUGGUUGUCGACACCAAACUAUACGAUCUGCUUGGUGUUUCUCCAACAGCUACUGAUAGGGAGAUCAAGAAAGCCUUUAUGAUCAAAGCAAAAGAGCUUCAUCCCGAUAAAAAUCGUGAUGACCCUCAAGCAACAGAAAAAUUUCAAGCAGUGAACGAAGCAUACGAAAUUUUAAAGGACCCUGAGAAACGUGCUAACUAUGAUAACUACGGACCUGACUCCUUGCAUAAUGGACAAGAAGAUGAUAUGGAUGAUGACAUUUUCUCACAUCUUUUCGGAUUUGGUGGUGGUUUUGGAAGAACAUAUGGCAGCAGACGAUCAUCCAGACCGCAAAGAACUCGCGAUACAGAACAGCACGUACAAUGUACUCUUGAAGAGCUUUAUAACGGCACAGACAAGAAAGUACACAUACAAAGGAAUAAAAUCUGCUCGAAAUGCCACGGAAAUGGAACAAAAGAUGGAAACCCACCACAAAAAUGCAAUAAAUGCCACGGAUCUGGUGUUGUUCUUGAAUCUUAUCGUCGUGGAAAUACUUACUUCCAAACCUCCAGUGAUUGUCCUGUUUGCCACGGUACUGGACUUUACAUUGCAAAGAGCGACGUUUGUCCUAACUGCAAAGGCGACAAAGUUGUUCGCGAGAACAAGCAGUUGACUGUACACAUUACCCCUGGUAUGCAAGACGGUGAAUACAUAAUGAUGGCCGGAGAAUCUGAUGAUUAUCCUGGAUGCGAAACCGGCGAUUUGUAUAUAGUAAUUGAUGAGCAGAGACAUGAUUUGUUCCAAAGGAAAGGUGAAAACUUAUUAUACAAGAAGAGAUUAUCGUUUACCGAAGCAUUAUUAGGAUUUAAAUUUACGAUACCAACAUUAGACGGUAGAACACUUGUUAUAGAGCGCCAGAACGCAUCAACCAACUUUGGCGAUGUUAUUGUUGUCAAAAAUGAAGGUAUGCCAAAGACAUCAUCUGGUUUAGAAAAAGGUGACUUAUUUGUCCAAUUUUCUAUCAAAUUCCCUAAAGUCAGCGAUAUACCACCUCCUCUUCUCGAUGCAAUGAAGAGGUACAUGCCUCCUGACCAGCCGGAUGUUGAUGAAAAAGAUCCAAAUGUUUUCAAACCUUCAAUUUUUCAAUCAUCAAUGAAGGCAUUUAACACUACAGAAAAACGCAGACAACAAAGAAAUGAUAGGCGUGAAGCUUAUCAGGAAAGCAGUGAUGAAGAAACUGCUCCAGGAAAUGGAUGUCAACCAAUGUAA